Aspergillus novofumigatus IBT 16806 is the source of this 637-nucleotide messenger RNA. RefSeq names its product 60S ribosomal protein eL27. The record is from RefSeq and is a predicted model, not a curated record. Gene Ontology annotation, biological process: translation. The coding region runs from base 37 to 444 and encodes 135 amino acids. Gene Ontology annotation, cellular component: ribosome; cytosolic large ribosomal subunit. The transcript has 4 exons. Lineage: Eukaryota; Fungi; Ascomycota; Eurotiomycetes; Eurotiales; Aspergillaceae. Gene Ontology annotation, molecular function: structural constituent of ribosome.
CGACAACAACCCCAUCGACCUUGCGCUCCGCUCACCAUGAAGUUCAUGAAAGUGGGCCGUGUGGCCAUCAUCACCCGUGGCCGUUACGCCGGUAAGAAGGUCGUCAUUGUCCAGCCUAACGACACUGGCUCCAAGGCGCACCCCUUCCCCUACGCCAUCGUCGCCGGUAUCGAGCGCUACCCUCUGAAGGUCACCCGCCGCAUGGGCAAGAAGAUGGUCGAGAAGCGCAGCCGCAUCAAGCCUUUCAUCAAGGUCGUCAACUACAACCACUUGAUGCCCACCCGUUACACUCUUGAGCUUGAGGGUCUCAAGGGUGCCGUCAGCCAGGAGACCUUCAAGGAAGUCUCCACACGCGAGGACGCCAAGAAGACCGUCAAGAAGGCCCUCGAGGACAGAUACACCAGCGGCAAGAACAGAUGGUUCUUCACUCCUCUGCGUUUCUAAACGGGGUAUUUUGGGGCGUUUUGUCGUUUGAGCGCGCAAGGUUCUAGAUGAGGCAAACGGAGGGAAGAAAAAAGGGCAUCGAGAACGUUCGGUUCAUGAGCAUGGCAUCAAACGAAAGUAUACCAUAGCUGGGUGCGGAACUUGGAAUGUAUCGAUGCACAGGUCCAAGACUUGGCCAUGUUUCUUUUAUGAG